GGGCCGAAUCACUGUCCCGUGGACGAGUCAGCCGUUCGAAUCACUACGCACACUUCCAGUGCAGCAGACUGCCGGAAAGUAAGAGUGGUAGUUGUACGGAUCUUCUUCCUUCAACCCCACAACGUUCUUAACCUUUGCGCGGUACCCGAACCGAAGUCCACCCACACAGGGAUGGAGAACUCUGGCGCAUGUCAAGGUCUGACGAGGCCAAUUCGCUGCAUCGUCAAACUCGUGUAUUCAUCUAUGAGGGGUGCAGGAGGUGCAGCAAUUACUUGCAAGAAUGAGCUAGAGAAGAUUAAUGAAGAGAAUCUAGGGACUGUUUCUUCCCAGUUAAGGCAAGCAAUGUCUUCCGGGCCUGACUCCCAGAAGAUUCUUGGGAUGGAUUGGAGCAAGCGGCCUGGGGAAUCUGAACUUUGUUGUGAUGUGGGUGGUUUUUAUGAUCAAAUUUCUUGUGAUUCAAGCAACUUUGUAGUUGUCCAUGGAGCAGGCUCUUUUGGUCAUUUUCAAGCCAGCAAAUCAGGAGUCCAUAAAGGCGGAUUGGAUAAAUCUCUAGUUAAGGCUGGAUUCGUAGCCACUCGGAUUUCAGUUACUACUCUGAAUCUUGAAAUUGUUCGAGCACUAGCUGCAGCUGGUAUCCCGUCAGUUGGCAUGUCUCCGUUCUCAUGUGGAUGGCUAACAUCUGAAAGAAAUCUAGAAUCAGCUGAUCUGUCAAUGGUUGUUAAAGCGAUUGAGUCAGGAUUUGUGCCGUGUCUUCGCUUUGGUUGCCUGCUUCUUAGGUUUUGCAUGGAGAUGCUGUCCUUGAUAGUCAACUGGUCAGUUUCUUCUGUGAAAAUCUGGAUAAUAAGAUUAAAAAGACACUUGUGCAUUAACUUACUGCUGACUCGUCAUCUCCUUCAAUUGUGGUUUCAUAACAAGGGUUGUACCAUUUUGAGUGGCGAUGUGAUAAUAAAACAUCUUGCAGCCUACCUGAAACCCGAAUACGUCAUUUUCCUGGUAUCCUUUUUUAAAGAUAGCAUUUGCAUGGUUUCCUACAGCUACACAACUUUUUUAUCUUGUUUAUCCCAUGACUGCUUAUUAAAGACAGAUGUUUUCGGCGUUUAUGAUCGCCCACCUUCAGAACCUGAGGCAGUGUUGUUGAGGGAGAUUGCUGUGACUGAGGAAGGGAGCUGGUCUGUCGUGAAACCGAACUAUGGAAGCACAAACAAGCCAGUUGAAAUAACUGUAGCUGCACACGACACAACAGGAGGGAUGGUGACCAAGAUAGCAGAAGCAGCCAUGAUUGCAAAACUAGGCAUUGACGUCUACAUUGUAAAGGCUGCAACGAGCCACUCCCAAAGAGCUCUAAGUGGAGAAAUAAGGAGGGGAAGCAUACCCGAUGACUGGCUUGGAACAGUCAUAAAAUUUGCUGGCAAACCAGCACAACAUUGAUCAACUAAGCUCAACUCUGAUACCAUGUUGACGUCUAUAGAAGUAUGAAAGGGAAAGCAUUAUUGUUCAACUUCUUCAAACGGAUUGACAACAGACUAUAUUCAGCUAGAGAGAUAAAUCCUUUCUUUUAAGCCAUUGAACAAUUGUUUAUGUCAAUUGGUAAAAUCUGGCCUGAUCUAUUCCAGCGGGUUUCAGAAGCACGGUAUACGGUUUUUCACAAGCUUAUCUGUUCUUUCAUUAUUAUAUAUAAUGGCAUUUUAGGGCAGAUUCUGGAGAGC
Messenger RNA from Linum tenue, 1706 nucleotides. NCBI's taxonomy places the organism in Eukaryota, Viridiplantae, Streptophyta, Magnoliopsida, Malpighiales, Linaceae. The record is from the annotation of a GenBank genome assembly.